Durusdinium trenchii is the source of this 2172-nucleotide messenger RNA. NCBI's taxonomy places the organism in Eukaryota, Dinophyceae, Suessiales, Symbiodiniaceae. The record is from the annotation of a GenBank genome assembly.
AUGCAGCUAUCGUGCAGUCAUGGCGCCUUACAAGGACUUGGCAGGCCAUUUAGCAGGUCUUUUCUUGGGGCUUAUGCUUCGCGCAGCUCAAACCGACCUCCGACCUUGAGGAAGAGCCUGUGCACGAUGCUUCCUUUUUGGCUACCAAUGCUGUGUGAUGUUCGACGAUGUCGCAGGUCCUCUGCGCUGCAGAGGCGUUUCGGAGGGGCACUCCAACGCCGAGUUUCCAGCCGCAGGCUUGAGAUCCAACAGAACGACUUCGCUUUGGGUGGCCAAAAGCACCGGAUCUUGUCGGGGUCCGUGAGCUACUUCCGGGUUCUGCCUGAACAAUGGCGAGAUCGACUCGAAAAACUGAAGGCUCUUGGUUGCAAUGCCGCUGAAGUCUACGUUCCCUGGAAUUUGCAUGAACCUCAACCUGGUCAGUUUGUUUUCGAGGGUCGCUGUGACCUGCUUAGUUUUCUUUCUAUUUGCCAAGAGCUUGAGCUGGAUGUGCUUUUGAGACCUGGACCCUAUAUUUGUGCCGAAUGGGAUCUUGGAGGGUUGCCCUGGUGGUUAUUGACAGGUCCAGAUCCUGUACCUUUGAGGUCGUCGGACAAAGACUUCCUGACGGCUGUAAAACGUUGGUGGGACGAGCUUUUGCCCAAACUUGAGGCAUUUUUGUCCGCCCAGGGUGGGCCCAUCAUCGCCAUACAGGUGGAGAAUGAGUAUGGCUACUGGGGCACAGAUAAGGACUAUUUAGAAAGCUUGAGACAGAUGUUGCUAAAUCAAUUUGGCUCUGAUUGCCCACUACUGUUCACCAGUGAUGGCACUUUUUGGCCCGACCUUCAGCAAAACGGGGGCUUGGAUUCUAUGCUACGUACAGCCAACUUCGGGUCAGAUCCUCAACAGCGACUGCAAGAGCUGCGAUCAGCGCAGCCUCAAGGGCCACUUUGCAACAUGGAGUUCUGGAUAGGCUGGUUUGAUGCGUGGGGAGCUUUGACAGGAAAGAGCUUCCGAGAUCCUUCUGAUGUUGCACAAACUUUGCACAACACGCUAGAUGCUGGCGCAUCAGUGAACUUCUUUGUAUUUCAUGGAGGCACUUCUUUUGGCUUUUGUGGGCCUGGUGGUAACUUGUCUAGUGUUGGCCUGUACGAACCGCAAGUGACCUCGUAUGACUACGGUGGUCUUCUUGACGAGGCUGGCGAAGUUACAGAAAAGUAUUUGCAAUGCAGGAAAGUCUUGGCAAAUUUUUUGCAGAAGCCCGAUUUACUUGAGAAGACUUUCCCAACAGCAAGGCGGUUGCCCGAGUCCCCUCCAUUGGAAUUGGAGUCAACUCUGUCUUUGGAAGACGCUCUCCCUGCGUUAACUAGUGAUGGUGCAACCUGCAUCAAGUCUGCUGUACCUUUGCCCGCAGAGCAAGUUGGCCUUGGAUAUGGAUACAUCAUGUAUCGUGCUCAGGUCCCAUCGACAAACAAGCUGCCCUUGACAUUUGGUAAAGAUUCUAUCAGAGAUUUCGCAAGUAUCAUGAGUGGGGGACGAGUUUUGGGCACAAUUUACCGGAAUGACUCAGGGCCGGGAUGCCGUGAAUUCGAGCUGCCUGAGCAGGGCUGUCAGCUGGAAGUCCUGGUUGAGAUGAUGGGACGGGUGAAUUUUGGCCCCGCGCUUCUGACAGAAAGAAAGGGCUUGGUGGGUCCUGGAAGGGUGCAGCUAGGAACACCAUUCACAGGUCCCAUGCGCGCUGUAUUGGGCUGGGAGAUUCUUCCGCUUCCAAUGGAAGAACAAGAUUUGGCAAGAAUUCCAUGGGGUAUGGAUGUUUCUAUGGGGAAAAGAACUUCUCGUUGGAAUCGUGGCCCUCGUUUUUAUCGUUUCGCCUUACAUGUACAGCAGCCAGCAGAUAGAUUUUUGGCCUUGGACGGCUUCAACAAAGGCUUUGCUUGUAUCAAUGGCUUCAACCUGGGGCGCUACUGGAAGGUGGGACCUCAGAGAUCGCUGUAUAUUCCUGGGCCACUUCUUCGGAGGGGUCGCAAUGAGAUCAUUAUUUUCGACAUCGACAGUCCUUCCUGUGGUACCAAAGAUGCACCCCCUGCUCCGCGAGUGGUGUCCAAGCCUAUUUGGUCAUCAGGCAUGUUGCCCGAAGGAGCAAAGGAAGCUGCUGCUUCAGUGUCCAGUUUUUUCAAGUCCUGGACGUCCUGA